CGCAUCGUCGUCGUCAGACCGUCUUUGAUUGUAGUCCACGAUUUGAUCGCGUUACGAUUACCGUGGGUAAUGUUUUACCGAAAAGGUAACCUAGUGCCGUUUAUUUUUAUCUACGUCUUUGUGGUCAGCUUUUGCGGACCCGCACGUGGUGCCAGCAUUCGCAAUGGACCACUCGAAGACAUGGAAGUGUCGGAAUCGCAAUCGCGAGGAGUGUAUAUGGACGCCCUUACGCAACCGUAUCUUUACGCGCUCGCGGGACUUCCCCUUGAAACGCCAAGUUUUUAUAGUGAUGACGUGGAGGAUUCGGUGGUCGAGGGUAGUGAACCAGUGCAUCAAAAAACCUUAGCAAAACCUGUGGCGUUCUCGUACUAUAAAAAUAACGAGAUUCCCGACUUGACCGCGGCUGCAACGGGUGGUAAAGCAGCUCCUAGGGCUGGCCACCAUCAUGAAAAGGGUGGCGGCAGGAAACAUUAUUCCGAACACCAUGCAGCACAUGGUGAAAAAGGACAUAAAGGAUACAAAGGAUUUCACGAACACGAUAAAGGUGCAAAAGGACAUCACGACAAAGAAAGUCAUUCUGGACAUUACAGUGAUAAGGGGGGCCAUAAGAAGUCUCAUCAUCACGAAGAUGGCUACCACGGAAUCCACCACAAAGGAGACAAAGGACAAAAGGGAGCUAAGUACGAAGAAAGUGGAAAACAUAGCAAAGGACACAGCACAAAAGGUGGUCACAAUGUUCAUAAAAACGACGUAUUUGAAAAGAAAACCGUAUUCUACGACGAACAUCAUGAAGGAGGAGAGAGUGAGAAGCAUGGAGGUUUCCAUUCAGAGAAGAAACACAAAAAGGGCGCUAAGAGGAAAGGUGGACGUAAGAAGGGAGGUCAUCACGAAGCUCAUCAUGGUAAGAAGGGUCAUUAUGACAAAGGUGGACAUUACCACGAGAAGAAAGGCCAUAAGAAAGAUGGUGGUCAUAGUUCCCAUCACAGUCAUAAAGAGAAAUAUGGAAAGAAAGAUGGGCGGGAAAGUCAUUCCAAGUGGGGUCAUAAGAAAGGGGGAAAGAAAAGUGGGGCCCAAAAAACUCACCAUCAUUCUCCUCUUGCUGAGCAGCAGCAGCUACUUAUGGUUUCACCACAACACCAAAUGGUCGAAACAACAAACGUACCAGUUGCCAAUCAAGACGUUUACGUCACUUCAGCUGCUUCUCCCGUUUCUAUUCAUCAAGAAAUGUAUCAAGUAGAUCCCAACAGAGGACCACCAAUGAAUCAAAUAUACGAAGUAUCUCAAGCAGUAGCCCCUAAACAAACUGAGGGACCCAUUGUUUCUCACCAACAAGUAUACGUGCAAGAUGGCGACAACGUAUAUGUCGCUAAUGUUGAAAACAAUCCCACUGAGGAAGCCGUUCCACAACCAACCGAAACUGUGGAAGUUAAACCACGAGAAGAAAUUGUAGUAAAUGAACCAAGUAGAAGUGAUAAUUACUAUCCUCCAGUGUAUCGUGGGGUAGAUGUUUACCAAGAGGCCAAAGCACAUUUCGAUAAUAUUGAUGGAAGAAGUAGAGAGGAAGAACAAGAAAGAGAUGGUGAUAAUAAUGCUAGGGAACGUCUAUCAGAUGAAGACGCUAGUGAUUCUAUUAGAUCCGAAAUUAAGAAAGCACCGCCAAGGAAGAGACUGCUAAUAGCAUUACAUGACGCUCGAUAAAGCUGGCAUUAGAAAAUUUAGGGUUUUUCUAAUUUUAUACAACAAAGGCUGACGUAAAGUCAAUAAAAGACUCUACUUUAGAAAUAAUUCGUUAGGAGCGUUUACAAACAACGGUAGAUCAUGA
This is a messenger RNA of Agrilus planipennis (emerald ash borer), 1822 nucleotides long. RefSeq names its product RNA-binding motif protein, X-linked-like-3. The transcript has 3 exons. The record is from RefSeq and is a predicted model, not a curated record. Lineage: Eukaryota; Metazoa; Arthropoda; Insecta; Coleoptera; Buprestidae. Bases 70 to 1698 code for a protein of 542 amino acids.